Molecule: messenger RNA, 4389 nt
Organism: Camellia sinensis
Lineage: Eukaryota; Viridiplantae; Streptophyta; Magnoliopsida; Ericales; Theaceae
Product: formin-like protein 18
Source: RefSeq, a predicted model, not a curated record
AAAAAAAAAAAAGUGUUCCUUAGAGCCCCAGCAAAAUCCACACUUGAGGUGGUUCCUGAAUCCACACUCUCUUCUGUGAUCCAAUCAUUACACGUUACAUACAUGUUCUUUCGUGUGUAUAUAUGUUUGUUUGUGUUGAGAUUUUGGGACCCUCUGUUUUUGAGCUGAAAUGGGUUUGGUUUUGGAAGCAAUGAGGAUUGUAUUGGACCGUUUCUAGGGGUUUGGAAGCAAUGUGGGUUGUAUUGGAGCUUUUCUAGGGUUUGUUCUUGCUGGUGACUGCUUUGGAUCUCAGCAACAAUGGCGUUGUUUAGGAAAUUUUUCUACCGGAAGCCACCUGAAGGGCUUCUGGAGAUUUCUGAAAGGGUUUUUGUCUUCGAUUGCUGCUUUACCACUAAUGUUUUGGAAGAGAAUGAAUACAAAGUCUACGUGAGUGGCAUAGUGGACAAUCUUCGUGAAUACUCCCUUGAUGCUUCAUUCAUGGUAUUUAACUUCCGAGAGGGAGAGAAUCAAAGCCAGAUUGCUAAAGUAUUGUCUGAGUAUGACAUGACUGUGAUGGAGUAUCCUCGCCAGUAUGAAAGUUGCCCAAUACUCACCAUGGAGACGAUCCAUCACUUUCUAAGAUCAAGUGAGAGUUGGCUUUCACUUUGUCAGCAUAAUGUACUCUUAAUGCAUUGCGAGUGUGGUGGAUGGCCAGUUUUGGCUUUCGUGCUUGCUGCCCUAUUGAUUUAUAGGAAGCAAUUCACAGGGGAACAGAAAACUCUGGACAUGAUAUAUAGACAAGCACCUCGUGAGCUUUUGCAGCUGAUCUCGCCACUUAAUCCAUUACCUUCACAAUUGAGGUACCUACAAUAUGUCUCAAGAAGGAAUGUGGGUUUGGUGUGGCCACCAUUGGAUAGGGCGCUUACAUUGGAUUGCAUCAUCCUUAGAUUCAUUCCUAACAUGGAUGGAGAGGGAGGCUGCCGUCCAAUGUUUAGGAUAUAUGGACAGGAUCCCUUCAUGGUUGCUGAUCGGACUCCUAAGGUGCUUUUUUCAACACCUAAGAAUAGCAAAACUGUUCGGCAUUACAAGCAGGCAGAUUGCGAACUUGUUAAAAUCGACAUUCAUUGCCAUACUCAAGGCGAUGUUGUGCUCGAGUGCAUUAGCUUGGAUAAUGAAUUGGAAUGUGAGGCAAUGAUGUUCCGGGUCAUGUUCAACACCGCUUUUAUUAGAUCAAACAUCUUGAUGCUUAACCGUGAUGAAAUUGAUAUCUUAUGGAAUGCCAAGGACCAGUUUCCCAAGGACUUCAGAGCAGAGGUACUUUUCUCAGAGAUGGAUGCGGAAUCUUCACUUAUUUCAAUUGAUUUGCCUAGUACUGAAGAGAAAGGUCUUCCUAUUGAAGCAUUUGCUAAAGUUCAAGAGAUGUUCAGCAAUGUGGAUUGGAUAGAUCCAAAGGUGGAUCUAGCAUUAAGUAUGCUCCAGCAAAUCAAUAUUCUCCAAGAACAAAUGGAGUUUGCCUCUCCCCGCAGUGCUAAAAAGAUCAGUGUGUUCUUAGGACCAUAUUGUGAGGAAUUUAUAGAGAAACCAAAACCUGCGACACCACAGAAAAUUGAUAUGCUUCUAGAAAAUUUGGAGUCCGGCCCUCCCUCAUGUGAGAAAAAUAGCCGUCUGUUGCAGGAACCAAGUCCUGAAAGAGUUGUAGAGAAACCAAAGUUGGAUGAAUCAGAUGACAACUUCAAAAGUUCCCCAUCAGUUGUUCUGGGUAAACAAUUUAUUAUGCCCUCUCCAAAGGCAUCUCUAGAUGUGAAGAAGAUUGAGCCCCAAGAACUGCAGGUUGCUCUUCAGCGCCCUGCUCAUCUUAAUAUCAUAUCCCAGAGAAUACCUCACACUUCUCUAUCUUCUCCAGUGUCAUAUUGCAAUUUGUUGCAAGGUUCACCUGUGUCUAUCUCAAGAUAUCAUAGUGCACCCUCAUCUCUGGGCAUUACAGCUUUGUUGCAUGACCAUAAAGAGUCUGAAAACAAAGAAAUCACUCACCAGGUAUCUCUAACUCCUGUGGCUUCAGAUCCUGUUCCAAGGCUGUCUAAACCUUUUCAGCCCGGUAUCGUCUCGAUACUGCAGCCACCACAGCCGUUUCCCUCAUUACAACCUUGUGUGGCGGUUUCUGCAACUAUGACUACAACUUCUUUAACCCCUCCUCCUCCUGCCUCUCCCUCCCUUCCUCCUCCUCCUCCUCCUCCUCCUCAUCCCCUAUUAGCUUCAGGACUAUCAUCGUCGUUAUUUUCCCAACACCCUUUAACCUCAGUAAAGUGUGAAGGGAAACAAUCAUCAGUUUCUCCUCCGGCCUCACCCACUUCUCUUUCAGGAGCAUCUUCAUUGCCCUCAGUCAAGAAAUCAUUCUCUGCUCUGCCUAACCCUCAACCUCCUUUUUCAGGGGCAGCUCCAUCUCCCACUAUCAAGAAGUCAUUUGCCACUCUUCCUCCUCCUCCUCCACCCACUUCUUCCUCUGGGCUGGCUCUAUUUCCCACAGUUGACAACUCAUCUUCAACUUCUCUUCUUCCUCCCCCUUCAACUUCUCCACCCUUUGGGAUUGCUUCAUCAGCUAUUGACCCAGUUCCUUCAGCAGUUGUGGCUGGCCCUUCUCCACCCCCUCCACCUACUCCACCUCCAUCUGUCUUAGGGUUAGCUCCAUCUUCCACUAUCAGGAAGUCAUUUCCCACUCCCCCUUCUCCACCCAUUUCUUCCUCAUGGCCGUCUCCAUCUCCCACUGUUAAGAACUCAUUCUCAACGACUCCCCCUCCCCCUCCCCCUCCAGCUCCUCCACUCUCUAGGAUUGCUUCAUCAGCUGCUGUCCCAGUUUCUUCAUCAGAUGUGGCUGGCCCUCCUCCACCUCCUCUAUGUUCGGAGCCAGCCUCAAGCCCUAGUAUUGCAUCCUCAGCGCCACCACCACCCCCUCCUCCCAACAUUUCAAAGGAUCCCUUGUCUGAGAAUUCUCCACAUGUUCCACCUGUACCACCUCCUCCAGCUCCAUUUUCCAAUGGGUUAUUAAAAACUGGUGGAACCGCUCCACGAUCUCAUUCUGCAGGCAGUAAUGGAAACGUACCUCCAAUUCCUGCACCACCUUUCAGCAUGAAGGGAAAGUUGUCUUCACGCACAUGUCCAAGGAAUCAGGAUAGGAGGGCUAACUUGAAGCCAUAUCAUUGGCUGAAGUUAACAAGGGCCAUGCAAGGAAGCUUAUGGGCUGAGCCACAAAAACCUGAUGAAGCUUCCAAGGCUCCAGAGUUUGAUAUGUCUGAACUUGAGAGUCUUUUUGCGGCCACUGUUCCCAAUUCGAAUAAUGGAAGCACAGGUGGGAGAUCAAAUCGUCAUGCCUUGAGAACUAAAUCUGACAAAGUUAAUCUGAUAGACCUCAGACGGGCAUAUAAUUGUGAAAUCAUGCUUACGAAAGUUAAGGUUCCUUUGAGUGAUUUGAUGAGUUCAGUCCUUGCUUUGGAUGAUUCCGCACUGGACAUUGAUCAAGUUGAAAAUCUGAUAAAAUUCUGUCCAACAAAAGAAGAAAUGGAAGUUCUCAAGAAUUACAAUGGCGAUAAGGAGAACUUAGGAAAAUGUGAAAAGUUCUUCUUAGAGUUGAUGAAAGUGCCACGGGUGGAGUGUAAACUAAGAGUAUUCUCAUUUAAAAUACAGUUUCAUACACAGGUAUCUGACCUCAGAAAUAAUUUGAAUAUUGUAAAUUCUGUAGCUGAAGAGAUCAGGAAUUCAGUCAAGUUAAAAAGAAUCAUGCAAACUAUUCUUUCAUUGGGAAAUGCUUUGAACCAUGGAACUGCAAGAGGUUCUGCCGUUGGAUUUCGAUUAGAUAGUCUUCUUAAACUUACUGAUACCCGAGCCAGGAACAACAAGAUGACCCUCAUGCACUAUCUCUGCAAGGUGCUUGCUGAGAAACUACCAGAACUGUUAGAUUUCCCGAAAGACCUCGUAAGCUUGGAGGCUUCAACAAAGAUACAAUUGAAAUAUUUGGCAGAGGAAAUGCAAGCGAUUAGCAAAGGCCUAGAGAAAGUUGUUCAGGAACUAACCGCCUCAGAAAAUGAUGGUACUGUAUCUGAAAAUUUUUGCAAGCUUUUAAAGGACUUUCUUGAUUUUGCUGAAGGUGAAGUGAGAUCUUUGGCUUCACUUUAUUCUGGAGUGGGAAGGAAUGCUGAUGCAUUGGCUCUUUACUUCGGAGAAGAUCCAGCCCGUACUCCAUUUGAACAAGUUGUUUCUACUUUGCUUAAUUUUGUGAAGAUGUUUGUCCGAGCCCACGAUGAAAAUUGCAAGCAGCUUGAGCUGGAAAAGAAGAAGGCACAGAAGGGAGCAGAAAAUGAGAGCAUGAAAACAAAUGCCCUCCAAAAAGGAACCAAUAAAUGAGAAAAUGAAGACAGG